This is a messenger RNA of Tauraco erythrolophus (red-crested turaco), 539 nucleotides long. The record is from RefSeq and is a predicted model, not a curated record. Lineage: Eukaryota; Metazoa; Chordata; Aves; Musophagiformes; Musophagidae.
GUAUGGGCCGUUCUCCGCUGGAGUCCCACCUGAGUCCUGUAGGAGCCCGCAGCCUCAUCGGCACCUCCUGUAUGGGCCGUUCUCCGCUGGAGUCCCACCUGGCCCCGCAUCCGAGGACCAAGCGAUGUUCCUGCAACAGCUGGCUGGAUAAAGAAUGCAUUUACUUCUGUCACCUGGAUAUCAUCUGGGUCAACACACCUGGGCACACCGCUCCCUACGGCCUGGGCAGCCCGCCAAGGCGGCGCAAGAGAUCGCUCAGCAGGUGCGAGUGCUCGCGCUCGAGGGACCACGUCUGUGCCACCUUCUGCCAGGCAAAGCCUGGGUACCUUCAGAGUCUGAAGCUCCCAGAGAGCUCUGGAGCAUCAAUGAAGUCUCCGCAGAGCAAUGGCAUGAGGCCUUCCCAUCACGGCCUACUGAGAGCUCUCAGGGAUCUGGCUGUCUCCAGUCUGUGGUUCGGCAAGCACCAGCACCGUUCUCGGAGGAACGCACAGCCGACAGUUUUGCCUUGGAAGAAGAACAUCUGGAAAAAGAAGAGAUAA